UCAAUAAUUCCCCUGAAUUGAAGAGUCGUAUGACAUAACAGAGUCUGCUGGAAUCAUGGAGGACCUAGAAAGUGUAUCUGACAGCGAAAUAGAGUUAAAUAGAGACGCUUUUAACGAAGAUACAAUUGUUUCAAUUCCCCGCCGCGGAUUGAAAUGUAGACGAUCCUCGGUUGGUUGGUUCGGGUCGAAUGAAUCAGCCAAUGACAGCGCGCCUACCACACCGCUGAAGAUUAUUGAAUUGCUGAGAGCUCCUAGCGUAAAGACAUACGCUACAAUAAAGAAAAAAUUUGAUAAAUCCAAAAACAAACCAGGGUGGAUUUCGGAUUUUCUCCAAAAAGAUGGGUUGGAUUUAUUGUUUGAAAGUUUGGAGCAACUAUGUAAAACCCAGGCAGAUAAUUUUUUAAAUGUGAUAUUACAGGAGUCUUGUGCCGAGUGCGUUAAAACAGUAAUGGAUUCUUCGCUCAGUUUGGAUUAUAUUAUAGAAAAUAAGGAAUUUACCACAAAAUUAGCAUCUGCACUCUCCAUAGAAAAUGUACCAGUAAAGCAGCAAGUGUUCGAGCUCCUGUCUGCCCUCUGUGUCUACUCGAAAGAUGGCUACUCAACUGCAUUGGAUGCUCUCGAACAUCACAAGACCGCAAAGAAGCAGAAAUAUCGGUUCAGUUUCUUGGUGGAUGAGCUCAGACGGACGGACAGUCUUUCAUACAAGAACAUUUUACUGCAAUUCAUCAACUGCAUCAUCAUAUAUACAGACAAAAUCAACGAGAGAAUCCGAAUAAGAAACGAAUUCUAUGGUCUGAAGCUUCAGGAAGUGCUGAACCAGUUAAGGCCUCUAGGAGAGAAGGAUCCGAAUUUACAGGUUCAGUUCGAUGUCUUUGAUGAACACAAAGACAAUGACGACGAACAGCUUCCUGGAGCCAAAGGAAUAGAUCUGAACAGCCCUCUAGAUGUCUUUCAUACAAUUUACAAACAGGUGGAAAAUACGCCACAGGAAAUACAUUUCCUUACGGUACUGCAACAUUUAUUGAAAAUAGAUACCAGUGAAAAGACAGCUGAUGUUAUAUGGGAUACAGUAGAAUCUUUAAUUAGCAAAGCAACUGUAAUUGAAUCUGUGGAGGAUUCGAAAAAACUACUUCAGUCUUUCUCAAAGAAACUUGACAAUAAGUGUACUUGUUCGUGUCACACGGAAGGUGAUAGACAUAGAUUAACUUCUCCAAGAAGAUCUUCCGGUGUUCAAGAUGGCGGCGAGCAAGUUACUCGUAUGACGUCACCUCCGUCAGCUCCAGCUGGUGGUCCUCCACCGCCGCCACCACCGCCACCUGGUGGCGGCGUCCCUCCUCCUGCUCCUCCCCCACCACCGGGAAUAGGGGCUCCUCCGCCUCCCCCACCUCCUCCAGGAGUUGGAGCACCACCUCCGCCACCUCCAGGCGGAGGUUUUUUCAGCAAACCACAGAAGAAAUUACCACAACAAAAUACACCUAAACCAAAAUCUAAAAUGAGAACAUUACAGUGGCAAAAAAUUCCAGUAAAUAAAGUCAUGGGUAAAAACAAUAUAUGGACCAUGACAGGACAAAUGUUCAAUGGAUAUGUAGCAAAAAUGGACUACGAACAAAUCGAAGACUUGUUUGGUGUGAAUAAAACGAAAACAAAUAGCCAGGACGUCACGGAUGGUUCAAGUAGCAUCGAAAAGAAAAAGAAAGAAAAUGCCGAGGACGAAUAUUGGGGAAUCACAUACCCGGUGAACCUGCUGGACGGGAAGAGGAGUUUGAAUGUAAACAUCUUCUUGAAGCAGUUUCGGAUGCCAAAUAAAGACAUUGUUCAGUUGCUACAAGAUGGACAAAGUGAUAAAUUCGGUGCUGAAAAACUCAAAAGUCUCCAAAAGAUUUUACCUUCACAAGAAGAGGUGGAUCUGUUUCGAAGUUUCGAUGGCGACAGAGCCAAAUUGGGAAGUGCGGAAAAAUUCUUCAUGUGCCUUAUGGGUCUUCCAAACUAUCGUCUGCGUGUUGAAGGUCUUCUAAUUAAGGAAGAGUUCAACGCCAACAUUGAAUAUAUCAGACCCUCCAUUGAUUCUGUAAUAGAAGCCGCAAAAGACGUGAAGGAGAACAAGAAUUUACACGAGUUGUUAUACCUGGUACUGCUGGCUGGAAACUUCUUAAAUGCUGGAAAUUACGCCGGAGAUGCCGCUGGUUUCAAGCUGUCCUCACUCCUCAAGCUGACAGAGAUCAGAGCCAAUAAACCGCGGAUGAAUCUGAUGCACUACGUUGUCAUGCAAGCAGAAGAAAAGAACCCUGCACUUCUUGGCUUUCCUGAUGAAAUGAAAUUUCUGAAAGAAGCUUCUUUGGCCUCUGUCGAGAACCUCACGUCAGAUAUAAAAACAUUAGAUGAGAAGCUGGAAAGGAUAAAUAAAAACAUCGACUCUGUGGGCUCAGACUUCAAAAGACAAAUGGAAGGCUUCUUGAAGUCGGCCAGGAAAGAGAUGUAUAAUCUGAAAGAAGAUCUCAAGGAUAUGGAAAGUCUCCGUUUGGAACUUGCAGACUUCUUCUGUGAAGACGAGAAUACCUUUAAACUCGAGGAAUGCUUUAAAAUACUACAGACCUUCUGUGAUCGCUUCAAUAAAGCCAAGACUGAAAAUGGUCAAAGAAAGGCUAACGAGGCAAAAAUGGAAGCGAAACGGUUACAGAGAGAAGCUGAACUGCAAAAGAAACAUGAAGCCGAGGCAAUCGAAGGGCAGUCACCGGAAGAUGCAGAGGGUAAAGGUUCUAUUGUUGAAAUGCUUCUUGCUGAUGUUAGAAGUGGUUUCAAGAAGUUUGGUGAAACGAACUUCUCGGUUACCAAAGUCCAGAAAAUCAGCCUGGAGAAUUCCAGCGUACCGUCAGGAGAUGGUCCUUUAUCCCCGAGAGAUGAUAUUGGGUCAGGAUUUGUACGCGGAGGUACAGGGAGGCGAAGUAUGAGAGGAAAAUCGUCAAAGAAGGAAUCAGAAACAAGUGCAAAUGACGCUAAAGUGAACGGAAAUAUAGAUGAACUAAAUCAGACUGGUUCAAGGAAAAGCUAUGCUGUAGCCACUGAUGACACUUUAUUUGACAUUCUCAUGCAGCCUGAAAACGAGGCUGGGAAAUCUUCUCCUGCAACUGACGGAAGUUUUGUAAGAACUCAGAGCUUGCGCCGAAGAAGUCAACAUCGGCGUAUGCAGCGCGAAGGACUGGGUAGUGAUUUAUUUGGGCGUGAAAGAGCACCAUCGCCUAAUAUAGAAGCACAAAAGAAAGAAAUAAUUGAUAUUAAAGAAAGACCAAAAUCUGACAUUCUAGAUGAUAAUUUUGAUUAUAGAAAAGGUGCAGGUGUACGAAGAAGUAGAAGUUGGUACGAUAGCACAACUUCAUCGGCAUCCGAUAGUACACCAAAACGCAUGUACGAUCCAAAUAAUAAUAAAAGUGAAGAUAAUCUAUCAAUUGACAAUAAACAAUCACCAUUUAGAUCUGAUGAUCCAGGCCGUCGAUCCUCACGGUGGAGAGGUGAAGUAAUUGAUAAAGCACUCCCUAUUAUUGAUGAGAAAUCUCGUUUAGUUACGCCAACAAAGGAACUGGAUGUUGCUUCUAAGUUUGAAACGAAAAACGCUGACGAAAUUCAGAUAACUAAAGACGAUAGUUUUGCUUUAGUUGAAAAGAAAAACAAGGAAAAACUAGCUAGAAGAUUUAGUUCUAGCGCUUUAAACCACAGUCAGAUUCAACGCGUGUUAGAAACCGCGGAAGAUGUGAAAAAUAAAACUGAUGAACAUUCAGUGGCAAUUUCAGUGCGAUCAAAAAUAAAUAAACGAUGGCACAGUGAGUUAGACAAAACUGAUAUUGACAAAGUGUUAAAAGCAAUUGAGGAUACGGGAAAACAAAUUGACGAAAAAAUUAAGAGUGAUCCAGUGCCUCAGAAUCCAACAGAAACAGUAACUGCUACAGUACAGGCUCAAACUAAUGUAGAUAAUAAGGUUGUACCACAAGGUGAUCCUAACGAACCGGAACAUUUAAAGGUAAAACGUAAUAAACGCAAACAGAGAUCCAAUCUUUCUAUGGAUGAUAUCCAUGCAGCCUUUCAAAAAAUCGACACACCAAACAAGACCGAAAGUAAAACUGAACUUCAAAGUACGGAUGUAAAACCUGUUGAAAGUGUUGAAACGACACCAAAAUCACCACAUGUGCCGCCUCGUCGAAACAGAAAAAGUACUGAAGGUUCAGUUGAGAAAACUGACACAGAAAUGAAAAGUGAAAUGGAAAAAGAAGCCAUGAGUAAGGCGGCUAAAUUAGCUGGAAAGAAACGAUUUCGUGAUCAGAGAUUUGGUGACAAAGACAGCCCAUCUCAGAAAGCAAUGUUAGAACAUUCGCAAGGUCGGUGGAAAAGCAACGUUGAGAAAGAGAAUAUUGAUGAAGCGUUCAGAGAUUAUGUUAAUAAGAGUAUGAGCCGGUCUAAGUCCUAUGAUGAAGCUGUUGCUAGAAAAGCAAUGAGUGACGGUGAUUUUGACGUAUUAAAUGGCGAGAAGAGAAACUCUUUAAGAAAUAGUGCUGUUAAUAUGUUCACAGAUGGUCGGAGGAAUGGUCGUAUUUUCGCAGAUGAGGACAGUGAUGCAGAGACAGUAACGAUUGGUACGUCGUCACCAAGACGACCAUCAAGUACAGCCAGUACAAAAAGUGAUAGUCCAAGAAGUUCUAGCAGUAGACUAUCGAUUAAAUCUACAAACACUUCAACGGAAACGUUGCGUGAAACAUGCAGUGAUGGUGAAAACUCGCCGGCACAGUCUCGCAGGGAUUCUUCUGUACGCAGUAUGUCAGAAAAAGUUCGUGACUCUCAAACACCGUCGCCGUCCUUCACUAAUAGAUCACAUGAGGGUAAAGAAAAUGUCAGAGCAAUAACUCCUUCUUCCUUGCUACCUAACCCCGCUGACGAGAAAUCUCUACAGCAUUAUGAAGCUAGAGCACCUUUUGACGAACAUGACGAUCUGCCACAAGCUGCUAUGCUAAAAUGGAAGAAGAAGCGUGAAGAAAAACGGAGACAAAGCUUCUACGAUAACGUGCAGGGCCUGCAUGGUAUAGAAUCCGGCAAUCUUUCACCUAGAGCAUAUCCUGUCGAUGGCAUGAAGGGAGACAUUUUAAAUAGCCCACGUUCAGAAGGCUCUUUGCAGAUAAUUCAUAAAUCUCAGGGAAGUAACGAACUUCAGAAUGAAAUAGGUUCACGGUGUAGUUACGCCAGCAGUUCAGAUAGCGCCAGUCGAGACGAGGGAUUUGAGACAAUGUCAGGUACGGUUUCUCAAAGAACAUCACUAAGCAGUACGCUAGAAUCAGAAUUUCAAGUGCCAAACUUUGGUAAAAAGCCUGAGCCUAUGAGUAAAUUACAAAUUAAUGAAAACAUAAUAGCUUCAGGUGCUCGAUCUUCUGUAAUUGACACAAAGAAAGAGAGAACAGAAUCUUGGACUGAGGCCGUUGCCAAUAAUGUAGGAAAUAUUCACAAAGAUUCACCACUUGAUUCAUCCGUUGAAUUUUCUGCCACUUCUCCAGAUAGCGGCCAUGGUACACUUAAGGAAGAAUCUUGGGCUGACCAGUCUGAUCUAGAAUCAACGAUCAAAAGUCCAGAUUCCAGACCAAUGUCUCCUGCGUCAUCAUUGGGUAUUCCUAAGAAAGAGAAGAAAGUACCAAGCUAUAUGCGUGGUACAACAAGCAGUUCAAAACGAACGUCUAAAGACACGGCGGGAACGGAAGGUAAAAGACGCACUAGCUCAUCUAGUUCUACACCUGUCUCAAGGCCAAAUCGUCUCUCGAAGGGUUCAAGUAAUCAGAGUUUGAGUAAAGCAAGGACUGGCUCAAAUUCAAGCAUUGCAUCUAUUACUAGCAAUGCAUCUAAUUCAGGUACUUCUCAGGUUGUGAAGAAGAGAGUAUCUCAAGGUGGACCGCGUGAAAGGCCAUCGUCUAUACAUUCGUCUAUGCCAGGCUCAAGGUCAACAACACCGUUACCACACACAACAACUAGGGCUCAAACCCCGACACACAGAGUAGCAGCGAAACCAGCCGCUCAUGCAACAUCAACGGUAGGUGCUAGAAAUCCAACAAGAGCAUCAAGUGCCACAAAUAUACGAUCUGCUGGUACAACUUCCACUACCACACCAAGAACGUUAAAAUCGAAGCCCGCUCCAACUCCGCCAAGCGGCCGCUCAAAAACACCAACUCCAACAACACCAGGUAGAUCAACAACUUCCACUCCAACAACGCCUGGUAGGUCAGCAACUUCAACUCCAAACAGACUUCGGUCAACAACUCCAGUAAGUCAUCAUACAACGCAUUCUUCACUGCGGUCCACAACUCCUUCUAUUGAGGAGGAAGAUGAAAUCGACCCAAAUGCUCCUUCCAGACUUAAACGGUCUCAGUCGAUGCGGGUUAAAUCGUCAGAACCAAGACCAUCGUUUGGUCAUGGUACACAAAGUAAGGAGGCCCCAGCAAAAUCAUCAACACCACGUCGAUCAUUUAUGAGUCCAACUGCUUCAUCUAAAGCGCGUAUAGAUAAACUAAAAGCAGAGGACGGUUCACCUCCCCCAACACCUCCGCCAAGGAGAUCCAAAGAUACGGAUUCUCUUCCAGGUAAAAAUGACGGUACGCCAUCUCCUUUGAAGCGUACAACAAGUUUACGUGUACCAGGGCGAAACGCAAAUAAAACUGGAAAAGAACAAGAAAAGACUUCUGAUAAUAAAAUCAAAGGUUUUAUAUCGAAAAUAGGCGGAAGUGGAAGUAAAGUUAGACCAGAAUCGGACUCGAGUGGUAAAUUAGCGCCAGUAGAUGAAUCUGCAGAAGGAGCCGAUGAACACGCGAGCUCAAAAGAGGGAGGGAAGUCCCCUUCAUUGAGAAAGAUUCUUGGACUUAAAGCUAAAGACAAGACAGUUAGGAAAUCCACAGAUUCUCUAAAAGGAGACUCUCCCGAUAAGAAAAGAAAACCAAGUAAAUGACAUUGAUAAUAUAAAUUUAUUAUAUAAUGGUGCAAUACGUGAGAAACGCCGUGAAGCAUUUCGUUGAAACACAUACAGUAUAUGUGAUUUCAAAUACUGCGACCAAAGUGAGUGUCAUUGAACUGAAGCAAGUUACCGUUGGAAUAAGAACUUUAAAAGAAACACUUCAGUUCAUACAUAUAAAGUAACAGCUUCUGCGUUUCAAAGAAAAGUGACAAACAGGUCACAUGUGCUGAAUGUACAUAAGACAAAUGUGCAAAAGGUCACAAAAUUUACCCGGUCAGACUGGCGGCAGUGCGGGGUUGGUAACGAGAAGUAUCAGGUUAUCGGACUGUGACGUAAGGGACUUGUGGACGGUGGAAUCGGGUAAACUUCGGAAUUAUAGUAUGUUGUCCAUAUUGUGACAAAUUUAUGCGUAUGGAACUUCUUUUUGAUUCCUCAUGUUUACGGAGUUUUUGUUAGAUGUGUUUAUGUGAAGAUACAAUUGAGACUGUCACUAAACAAGAUGUUGAAUAUACCAGAAACAAACACACGUACAGUACCUAGAAUAUUACUGAGAAUGUGAAUUGCGAGUCUGAUGGGCAGUGAUUUUGCAUGGACAGUGAAUUUGCAUGGACAGUGAAUUUACUAGAUUCUGUAUCAAUUUCUGUGAUAACAUUUUCUGUAUGAGACAAGACCACAGUGUGGCCUAGACUUUCAAAUCAAGUGCCAGAUGUUAGGGAUUUUUUGUCCCUUUAAAAUUUAUAAUGCGGCUAGUUUUUUUUUUUUUUUUUUUUUUUUUUUUUUUUUUUUUUUUCAUGUAGUAGCUAUUGCUUUAAACCGACUUCAUCCAGACAGCAUGGAUCUGUAAGCAUAUUAAUUAGUUGUUCAUAACAAAUUAGAAGCUAGUAUACGACAAUAGGGUUGCAUAACAAGCAUUGAACAUUAGAAUUUCCAUGAAAAAAUGUAGCCAAUUUCGUAUUAUAAUAACGAAUGAUAGUUCAAAAUGCAUCCUGUUAGAUGUUUAAUAACGAAUGCAAAGAUUUAAAAAUCGUGUUCAUCACUAGGAUUUCAUUUUAUUUCAAAAUGGUCCUGGUCUUUCAAAAUUAUUUUAGUUGAUAUUGACUCUGCAGAAAGAAAGACGUGUAGAUUUAUGCAUUUUCUAAAAAAAGUGUAAAAAUGUUAUUACAUAAUUCUUUAUAGCUUAUUUCUUAUUGUAAGAAUGAACUUUAAUUAUGUUUUGUGCACGAAAUGUACACGUAUACAUGGGCCUCACGUGAUAUUAAGUUAUGUACGUUUGACUAGUCGUAUUGCGUAUAUGUACAAAGUUUUGUCAUAUAAAAUAUCGAUUUUUUCUUGUACACAGUGUAUGGUACAACUCAGCACAUUGAGAAGUAGUGUGUGUGCGUGUGUGUAAAGGGUACCUUUUCGCAGAACGGAAAAAUAGCAUAAUUUUUAUUUACAUUAUGUACAGUAAAAUAUAACACAUACAUCCAUUUAAGCCAUAUUUUGUACAUAUAGAUGUUUUGUUAAAAUGCUUAGAUAGUAUUUAUACGGCGAUUUCUAUAUUUUGUAUACAAAUUAUUAUUUUGUAUUGAUAUUAGCAGAUUGUAAUCGUCACACGUGUAAUGUAUUUUGAUAAAAAUUCAUGCUCCUUAACUUACAUGUUUUUCAUUUGACACAUCUGUUUCAUGACAGUUGUUAAUCUUGUCGUUAAACACAAAUAAACAUUAAAUCAUCAAUAA
This is a messenger RNA of Mercenaria mercenaria, 8691 nucleotides long. RefSeq names its product formin-J-like. Lineage: Eukaryota; Metazoa; Mollusca; Bivalvia; Venerida; Veneridae. The transcript is spliced from 17 exons. The coding region runs from base 56 to 6967 and encodes 2303 amino acids. Gene Ontology annotation, molecular function: actin binding; small GTPase binding. Gene Ontology annotation, biological process: actin cytoskeleton organization. The record is from RefSeq and is a predicted model, not a curated record.